This is a messenger RNA of Rhincodon typus (whale shark), 2002 nucleotides long. RefSeq names its product SRY-box transcription factor 12 (gene sox12). The transcript has a single exon. Gene Ontology annotation, molecular function: DNA-binding transcription factor activity, RNA polymerase II-specific; RNA polymerase II cis-regulatory region sequence-specific DNA binding. The record is from RefSeq and is a predicted model, not a curated record. Bases 192 to 1136 code for a protein of 314 amino acids. NCBI's taxonomy places the organism in Eukaryota, Metazoa, Chordata, Chondrichthyes, Orectolobiformes, Rhincodontidae. Gene Ontology annotation, biological process: regulation of DNA-templated transcription; cell differentiation; anatomical structure morphogenesis.
ACUCAGAAGUGGGCAGGAGCGCAUGGGGUUGUAGCGUGCUAGGGGGACGGGAACCCUACAGUUCUACUCUCCUGUUCACAGGAGGAAAGGGGCAACAGCUUCUCUCAGUCAAAAAGUCCUAUCCCUUCCACUGGUUCCCUAUUAAUUCCACUUCCCCACCCCGUCUCUCUGUCUGUCUCAAACUUCCAAGGAUGGUAACUGAAGACUCCAGCGAUGGGGAGAGCCUGAGAAACGAGCCGGGCUGGUGUAAAACCCCCAGUGGUCACAUCAAGCGGCCCAUGAACGCGUUCAUGGUGUGGUCACAGAUCGAGAGGCGGAAGAUCAUGGAGCAAUCCCCGGAUAUGCACAACGCCGAGAUCUCCAAGCGCUUGGGGAAACGCUGGAAAGCCCUGGCGGACACCGAGAAGAUCCCGUUCAUCAAAGAAGCCGAGCGCCUGAGGCUCAAACACAUGGCCGACUACCCGGAUUACAAGUACCGGCCCAGGAAGAAGGGCAAGAGCGGGGCCAUCGCCAAAAUGCUCAGCAGGAAAGUGGCUUCGGUCAGGAAGAACCUCAGCAACAAAGCGCAGAGAGGGAGAGGCCGCUCCAGAGACAAGGGCGUUUGGAAAACCAAGAGGGCUGGACCCAAAGCCGAGACCGCUGAAGAUGACCGGCAGGAGGCACAGGAAGAUCCCAGAAGGCGGGAGCCAGGGCGGCAGGGCAGCUGCUCUUCCUAUGAAGAAGAUGCCAGCGGACAAGACGAAGACUAUGAGUUAGCCCCGGAUCCAGAGCCGCCGGGCGCUAAGCCCAUUGUAGACCUGAGCCCCGAGGAGCCGCGCUCCCCUGAAGAUGCAGGACUAACCCAUCCUCUCGGGGACUUGCGGUCUUCCUCUCCCUCUUCCACCAGGUCCCUCGCCUCCUGCUCUUCAGACGAGGAACUAGAAGAUGAGAUUCUCGACAUUAUCUCCAGCGCUAACUUUGAAAAUCUGGCGCUUGGCCCCUUGGACUCACUAUCCCUGGAUAAAGAUAUGGAAAUCUUGCAUACGAACUCCGCAUCCCAUUUCGAAUUCCCAGAUUAUUGCACUCCCGAAGUAACCGAAAUGAUUUCAGGAGACUGGCUGGUAUCUAGUGUGUCUGACCUAGUAUUUACUUAUUAAAAUAGGGACCUUUUUUUAAAACGUUUCUUUUUUUUUUAAAUAUUCCUUUUCCUUCCUCCCAAAAUAAAUAUACAGCAAAGCCGAGAUUUAAACCAACAGUAUCAACUUGGAUUUUUCAAAAUUGUUUGCAAUUACUGUAGCGCCCUUUUUAUUGAGGUUUUUAUUUUAAAGAGGAAAGUCAAAUGAUUUAAAAAUUGUACUCCUGUCCCAAAGUAAGUAAAGCAGGUAUCUUUUUAACUGUACAAUUUAAUUGAUGUAUCCGUUUGGCAAUAACAUUUGAAAGAGUUUGUGCCGUGAUCAGGGUAUUGUAACUUAAGCCAAACCGUCGCGUUUGGAUAGUUUUUAUAAAUACGAAAAAAAAGCUGUCCUUAAUUGGGUUUGAAUAUUGAUCUGGAUUAGUCGAGAAAGGAGAUAUUUGUCCAGGGAUACAGGCACCGGCCUGGCUUUAGCAGCAGGAUUUCAAAAUUAGUUUUGUUUUUGUGUGUGGGGAUUUCAAUGGACAAUAAAUUAAGGUGAAAUACUCAGGAUACAGCCGGACUAGGGAGAGAGACUGAAAUGACAUGCAUCUCUCACUGAGCAAGUUCAAACUGAUGCGAGGACAGCUUUGAAAAUAUUAGCCUGAACGUCUGCUUUGAACCCUGAGCGUCUCCUGGGGAUCCAGGUUUGAGAUAACAUGCGUGUCGUGUCUGAAGCCAAGCUCAAAGCUGCCUUGAUAGUGUGUAAAGCGUGGAGAAGCCUUUCGAUUUGCCAGCUCCAGUGACACCUUGUCUGGGCGAUGGAGAGGCUCUGCUGGGUCCUAGCGAGAAGCCGCCUUCUCUUUCUCUCCCCAGUCAAUCCCUGAAGGGAUUGGUGUGGGGGAAGAGGGA